AUGGACAAAGGCACCAAUUUGCCAGUUCUACCCACUAAAAGUGCUGCGAAAAUUGUCAUGUUAAAUCAGAUGGUCAGGGAUGUUCUGCUGCUGGGUAAUAAGGUAGGAAUGGCGGGAAGACGCCAGUCGGUGACCGCUCAAAUAUCACGACAAGCGAGGCGGCUUUCCACCGUAAUUGCGCCACAAUUCACAAAAAUCGAACCCGUGAACAUAUUGCAAAAAGUGGAAGGCGUAGAAAUACGGAUCAGUGACAUAACGCAGGGCAAUUCCAUUGAAGAGUAA
Messenger RNA from Cooperia oncophora, 282 nucleotides. The record is from the annotation of a GenBank genome assembly. NCBI's taxonomy places the organism in Eukaryota, Metazoa, Nematoda, Chromadorea, Rhabditida, Trichostrongylidae.